GCUUGGGCCGAGAGAGAGGCCGGCAGGUCCCGGGCUCAUCCCGCUUUGCGCGUGCGCAAACGACAAACCAACACCCCGGUAUUGAGGCGCGGGUUUGGUGGCGCGUUUUAGCGAAGUCGCACGUGAAGAGCAGCAGUGGCCAGAGCCAGACGCAGCCAUGGCAGGCGCAGGCAGCAGUUUGCCAUGGGGCAAGCAGCAUCUUUUCAAAGCCAUCCUGAUGGUCCUAGUGGCCCUUGUCCUCCUCCACUCAGCCUCAUCCCAGUCCCAUCCAGACUUUGUGCCACCAGGCCAGCAGAGGAGGGAGGCCUCGGUUGAUCUCUUGAGCCAGAUAGGCCGAUCUGUGCGGGGAACACUGGAUGCCUGGAUUGGGCCAGAGACCGUGCACCUGGUUUCCGAGACCUUGUCUCAGGUGAUGUGGGCCGUCUCCUCGGCCAUCUCCGUGGCCUUCUUCGCUCUGUCCGGGAUCGCUGCACAGCUGCUGAGUGCCUUGGGGCUAGAUGGAGAUCACCUCACCCAGGGCCUGAAGCUCAGCCCCAGCCAGGUCCAGACCUUCCUGCUGUGGGGAGCUGGGGCCCUGCUCGCCUAUUGGCUUCUGUCCCUGCUUCUCGGCUUGGUCCUGGCCGUGCUGGGGCGGAUCCUGUGGGGCCUGAAGCUUGUCCUCUUCCUGGCCGGCUUUGUGGCCCUGGUGAGGUCGGUGCCUGACCCUUCCACCCGGGCCUUGCUCCUCCUGGCCUUGCUGACCCUCUACGCCUUGCUUAGCCGGCUCAUUGGCACCCGGGGCUCGGCCCAGCUGGAGGCCAAGGUGCGAGGGCUGGAGCGCCAGGUGGAGGAGCUGCGCUGGCGGCAGAGGCGAGCGGCCAAGGGGCCUCGGAGCGUGGAGGAGGAGUGAGAAGGCGAAGGGACGCCAGCCACCUUCGUUGUACCAAAGAGCUGCGCCGCUUCAGGGUCACAGAGCCCUCCUCCCCUUUUCUUGCCCUGUCCCUGAAUCUUGAGAACCUUUAUCUCUGCCCCAGACUCCCUAACUGAGAGGGAGGAAGACCAUGGCCCCUGCUGGUCCUCUGUCUGGGGUUGGUCCUCUUAACCCUUUCUCUGCUCCCAGCCUGUUCCCUGCCAGGGAGGGUGGGAGGGGCCCCCCUCCACCUCCUGCAUCUGCUGUCAGCAAACAUCACUGCCACUGGGCUCCCCUGACUCCGCCACUGCCUUGCCCUCCUCGGAUGCUCUUGCUCGUCUGUCUUCUAGCUCCUCCUCUGCCGAGGCCUCAGUUCCCUUCCUGUUUGUCUCCCUCCAGCCCUGUACUCCUGCCAUCCACAGUCCCUCAAGGCAUGCUCCUGUCCCCUUCAUUGCCCAACCAUGGGGAAGAGGCAUGGGAGCUGAGGGGAAGGGAAGGGGGGAUGUUCCCACGUGGGGCUGGGGCUGAGGACGUAUGUUGCGUCUGUUACAAGUGCCUUAAUCCGAGCCAGUGGGGCCCUCUGCUUGCCCGCUCCUGUACUGUAUCUAGGGAAGUGCCCUGUGGCUGCUUUGUGUCAAGAAGAGAGUGAUCCCUCUCAGGAUCUUGAUUCCCCUUCAGCUAAAGCAAAAGAUGACUGCUUCAUAGGACUAGGACCCUGCAGUGGCCGUGGGAUCCCCUGUGGGGAUUUCAGAGACCCUGAAGGAGGAAGGAGGACUCAUCUUCUUGUCUGCACAGCUCCAGGUGGUUCUCUACCCCUCCCCCUCACUCUCUGCCACCAAGGAGUUGCUGAUCAGGGCCCAGCCCGGUGGCCUAGGAAGCACAGAGCAGACACACCGGAGAUGCGCACACAGCCCUUUGCCUCCAUGUGCUCUGCCCAGAGCAGGGGACUCUGCUGGCUGACCUCUCUCCAUCAGGACUCUCAUUCUUCCCUUUAAGAUCUGGUGGAGGUGGGUGUCCUCCUGUGCCAGGCCCAGCACAGGAUGUGAAGAAGAAAUAAAUGCCUAGUUCUUAACUGUUGAGGUUUGAUGUGGAAUCACGGCUGCAGUGAUAUAUAUUUUUAUCAGCACUUGAUUGAUUUUAAAUAAAAUGCACGCUAUUUUAUUAUCUGGA
This is a messenger RNA of Equus quagga, 2059 nucleotides long. RefSeq names its product transmembrane protein 109 (gene TMEM109). Lineage: Eukaryota; Metazoa; Chordata; Mammalia; Perissodactyla; Equidae. Gene Ontology annotation, biological process: cellular response to gamma radiation; intrinsic apoptotic signaling pathway in response to DNA damage by p53 class mediator. Bases 158 to 889 code for a protein of 243 amino acids. The record is from RefSeq and is a predicted model, not a curated record. The transcript has 4 exons.